CAGUGUGAACUUUUGUGGUGGGUGCACGUUUUUUUCUUUGCCUAGAUUUGAUACCAAGUAACUUCAGCAAUGUCGGAAAUGAGAAUAUGUGGUUUGAAGCUGGGUUAUGUGGGAAUACUAGCUGUACUUCUAUACUUGAUUGAUACAUCAAGAGCUGCCCUCGAUGGCUACAUCGCUGGACAAGACUACCCGGACUUCGAGGAGGUGCCAAAGGGCUUGUCAUUCACCUGUAACGACAAGAUACCUGGGUAUUACGCGGAUACGGAAACCAUGUGCCAAGUCUGGCAUUGGUGCGUGCCCGGUCUGGGAGGCAACAUGAUGUACUCAUUCCUCUGCGCUCCAGGAACAGUGUUCAAUCAGCAGUCCAGGGUCUGUGAUUGGUUUUUCAAGGUUGAUUGUCCUAACGCGCCAGCUUACUAUGGGGUUAACGAGGAUCUCUACAAAGACGAAGCUGGCAAUUAUAUUGCAGGAAAAAAGUAAACCAAAUUAAAGCUAUACAUAAUUAGUAUGUACUUCUAUUACAAAGAACUUUAAAAUACAUCAUUAUUGUAAAAAAAAUUUGAAUGAAAAUGAAAUGAUGACCUUGAUUAAUAUAAUAAUUAUACUAUUUAUUAAUUGGUACCCUAAAUGUGAUUAAUAAUGGUAAGUAAUGUGUCAAACGAAAUUUAAAUGAAAGCGCCUGAUUAUAAAAUAUAGCAAUGUCUGUAAUGAGCGUGAAUUUAAAUAAUAUUAGGCGCUGAUGAUUUUUUUUUUAUAAGCUAAUUAAAACAAUAAUUUUACAUUUAGAAUUAACGUCACAAAUGAAAAAUCGAUGUAUGUUAUAUAGAAAUGUAUAUUUUCCGACAUAUUUUAUGUUCAUUACUUAAUAAGAAUAACGUACAAAACAAUAUCAUUUCGCUUCUGUAGGUUUAUUUAGUUAAUCUAUCUUAAUAGAAAAUAUUUUUGCUCAUUUUUUUUUUUUUGCUAUCAAUCUCCCUCCAAAUGCUUUCAAGGUGACAAGCCGAACAUAUGAUUGAACGAAUGACAGUUCAUCAAAUACGUAAUAAAUCAACAGACAAACAAACCACGAUAGAUUACAAAGAACAAUGACAAAUAAUAAAAUAAAUUAGUAUUGAUCUUGGAAAUAAGAAUAACUUUGAUUAUGAAAGUGUUAUCUUUUCAGUUACAUAUAGCAAAUACAGGUACGAGAGGGAUAUAUAUUAAUAUAUUAUGACCUCACUAUGUUACCAUGUUUAUUUGUCGAGUAAUGUCAUUAGUCGACAGAUUUGAGAUGAUUAUUACUAUCUACAUAUAGCAGACAACUCAAUUAAAGCUGGAAUUGUUUAUAAUGAUAAGAAUUGUCAUUAAUUUACAAGAGUUAACAUCAAUUUACAGUUUGUCAUUGUUUUGCAUUUUUUUUUAAAUAUAUUUUUUUUGUACUUGGUCGUAUUCUAUAAUGCCAAGUAUUUUAACGAGUUAUGUCUCUGA
Vanessa atalanta (red admiral) is the source of this 1467-nucleotide messenger RNA. RefSeq names its product U-scoloptoxin(01)-Cw1a-like. Gene Ontology annotation, molecular function: chitin binding. The transcript is spliced from 5 exons. Bases 70 to 480 code for a protein of 136 amino acids. The record is from RefSeq and is a predicted model, not a curated record. Lineage: Eukaryota; Metazoa; Arthropoda; Insecta; Lepidoptera; Nymphalidae. Gene Ontology annotation, cellular component: extracellular region.